Messenger RNA from Pelmatolapia mariae (spotted tilapia), 3562 nucleotides. RefSeq names its product zinc finger protein 502-like. Bases 99 to 3095 code for a protein of 998 amino acids. Gene Ontology annotation, biological process: regulation of gene expression. Lineage: Eukaryota; Metazoa; Chordata; Actinopteri; Cichliformes; Cichlidae. The transcript is spliced from 9 exons. Gene Ontology annotation, cellular component: nucleus. The record is from RefSeq and is a predicted model, not a curated record.
GAAACGGUGCUUGCGUCCGAACAGCGCAUGUUAGCUGCUAACUAAAACAAUACAACUUAACACCUAAUUUUCGACGCCACGAGAGGCGCAGUGCACCCAUGGAGGUUCUCGACUCUGCAGAGAAAACAAGCGAUCCAAGCCUGUCUCUCUCAUCCCUCCAACUCCUGGUGCCACCUCUGCAGCUUUUGUCUGCCUCCAUGUGGCAGCUGGUGAAGCAGAAAGAUGUGAUGAACUACCAGAAGCUGCAGGAGUUCGUGUUCAAAGUGACAGAGGCGAUUCCUGGUCUGAUCAGCCACAGGCAGAGAGCCCAGCUCAUCCUUGGACUCAGAGCGAGGUUGAUACUGGAGCUUUGCAAAGGCUCGACACGUGGUUCUGUUGAUUCUCAAGCAAUCCAGAGCCAUUUGGACAGACUCCCAGUAACCUCUGAAAACACAGAUUAUAGGGAUGCAGAGGUGAAAACAACAGAGUCUACUUUUGUCGCUCUGGUUCAAAGUCUGCUGAAAGAUCCAAUUGAGAGGGCAUAUUUUUUUCAGGAAGUGUUUCCAGUGGAAUACGGUCCACAGUAUGACUCAGCACUAAAUAUGUUAUUAUGGGAUCUGCUCUCCAAGCUGGAAAAGUUGCUUCCAGUACCAGACCUAAAGCAGACUGUAGCCUGGCUGGACUCAGCUCCUUCUGUUUUGGAGGAAUGCAUUCAGCUGUCAACUGAAGAUCUGAGCUUUAUCUACCAGCACUACAAAAGUUCAGGACUACUGAAAAUGGCAUACGGUCCUUCUUCCACUGCUGGUAACUCCAUCAUGUCUGCAUUAUCAAUCCCUCCCUCACAAAAGACAAAUGUAUCAGUUGGACUGGACUCCAUCCAUAACUACGCUAACGUAUUGAACCCCGUCACUUUAGUGGGAACCGACCAGUACAGCGUGGUCACCGUUUACACUGAAGUGGAAGUCGGAGCAGCUGAGGUGGAUGUGCAAAUGAUGGAGUCGGCUGCAGUUCAAGUUCAGACAGAUUUCUAUGAAGAGGAGAUAGUGGCUGUAAGUGCUGAUAGCGCUGGCGAUGAAGAGGCUCCUGCUGUGAGGGCUGAAGAAACGAGUGAGACUGUGGAUGUAGCGAAAGCUUUGGAGACUUUGACGAGAACCUUUGCAUUAAGGGGGCAAGACGUACUUACAGAAAAGAACAACCAGUCAUCCAUAAAUGACGAUCUUGAAUCAGGAAAGGGAACAGAUGAAGGAAAAAGCCAUGAAGGGCAUGAAAUAAGUGACCAAGUGACUAAAGGGAAACGGGAAGUCAUUGCAGAAGAAGUGACAGAUGAGUUCCAGCUUGGAGGCAUAGAGAGAAAUAUAUGCACAGACCUGAUAGAUAAUUCAUUUUCUGCUCAAGAAAUGGCAGAAAUCCAGACUGAAAUGUCGGAAGCACAGGAGUCUGACACGUCAGGAAACAUGCGCAGAUCCACACGUCUGCAACUAAAGACUUCGCCGAGUUGGAACGAGACGUGUAAAAUAAAAAGGACAACAAGAGAAAAUCCUGAAGAACCAAAAAUGAGCACUGCUGAUGGAUCAGCUGCCCCUUCUGUGAUAGCCAUCAAAGGAUCUGACAAAGGAGAUGCACACGAGAUGACGUCUAUCAUCUUCACCUGCUCGCAGUGUCCUUUCCAUAACUCGGAUAAAAACAGUCCUCCACACUUCCACAUGCAGAGCGUUCGCAAAGAAGCAUACAGGACUCUCUCAGGAGUUAAAUUUACGCCAUCCCCCUCCAGCACAGAUGAAAUAUUUACAUCUAUUAAACUUUUUCCCAGAGGAAACUCUGAGGAGAGAAAAGCAGAGCAGCCAGAGCAAAGCAGAGAGAGUGUUUCUCAGUUGCAUGGCCGUCAGAGAUCGCUCACAUGCGAAACAUGCGGUAAGACGUUCACCCGGACAUCGGAUGUCAGGAGACACCAGCUCACUCACACGGGAGAGAGACCGUUUCACUGCUCGCAGUGUAACCGAACCUUCCAGCACUCAUGGGAUCUGGCGAAGCAUGAGAGCAAACAUCACGGCGUAGCCAUCUCCUUCACCUGCCAGGUAUGCAGGAGCUCCUUCGCUAACCUGAGGGCGUUGACUGUCCACCAUAAAAAGUCUCACUCACAGGAGAGCCAGCUGCCUCAAAUGUGCUCCAUCUGCAGUCAGAGUUUCCCGACUUCGCCUGAGCUGCUGGAGCACAGGAAGUCCCACGUCACCGCUAAACGCUACAUCUGCCAGCAGUGCGGCGAAGGCUUCGACACCCUGCUCGCACGCUCUCAGCACAGGCAGAUGCAUCAGGUGAAGCGUCAGUUUAAAUGUCCACAUUGUGAGAAGACGUACACUCGGAGGUCUGACGUUAAGAGGCAUCUGUCCACCCAUACUGGGGAGCGACCCUACCAGUGCAACCAGUGCAGCAAACGAUUCUCGCUGCGCUUCAUGCUCAUCAAACACCUCCGUGUUCACACGGGUGAGCGCCCUUUCCAGUGCUCCCACUGCCCGAAGAGGUUCACCCUGGUGUCUGUGCUGGCCAGACAUGAGAGGAUGCACACCGGGGAGAAACCCUUCCUCUGUUCUCAGUGCGGGAAAGGCUUUUUGUCACAGGGCGAGCUCUCAAAACAUCACAGGUCACACGUGGACGACAGGCCGUACUCCUGCCCUCAGUGCGGGAAGCGCUUUAAGAGCAAGAAAACACAGCAAGAGCACAUCGUCUCGCACACUGGGGCCCGCCCCUACCCCUGCACUUACUGCGGGAAGGGCUUCACCAAACCCUACGCCCUCACCAGACACAACCUGAUCCACACAGGAGAGAGGCCAUUCCCCUGUGGACACUGUGAGAAGUCCUUCCUCACCCUCAGCGAGGCUCAGUUGCAUCAGAGAAUCCACACAGGGGAACGCCCAUAUCCUUGCAACACAUGCGAGCUGAAGUUCAAGAGCUCGUCCGAGCUGGCACGACACAAACGCAGCCAUUCUGGCUUAAAGCGGGUGAAGCCGCGGUGCGAGCGGUGCAUGAUGACAUUCGCAUCUAAGGCCAAACUGAAAAAACACAUGGAGACACAUAGGGACGGAGGAGACACAGUGCAGUCUGUAGAGACCAAGGAAUGAAACUUGUAACAGAAACUCUCAGAGGCUAAAUAAGUAGGGUGGGGAAAAAGAAGGAAUAUUAUGUUUAGAUUUAUAUAAUUGGAGAAAAUAUAUUUUAUGCAGAUCAGGAGCGAAACAGGCCCGCAGCUUGUCAGUAAAUUAGAUUUUUUUUUUUUUAAAUAGUUUCCGCUUUUUAUAUUGGCAGUUUUACUCUUUUCACUUCACAACAAGGAAAUCAUAUUCAAUACUUUCAAACGGAAAAUGAACAAAAACUGCUCCUGUAGUGGACUUUUUCACUGCGUGUACUGUCUUUUUCCUUCUCUGUAUUGCCAUUGUACUAUUGCCCACCUAUAAAUGAAAACAAAGAUACUACCAGCAGGUAGUAAACAAAGGAAAAACAUGAUUUUCUAGAUCCCAUUUCUAGACUUCUUGGAGAACUCUGUCAUCAUACUUUAAAAUGAGCAUCAUGCAAUAAAUGGUCCUUUCAU